AUGCUGAAAAGGCAAACUCGAGGUUUCCCUAAUAAUGUACUGAGCUCGCAACUUGCGACUGUCACGAACGCUCAUUCUGAAUCUGGCAAAGAGUCGCACGUGGCCAUGAAGAUUUACUGCGUUAUGUUGGCUGCCGCGUCGCUGUUGGCGGCGCUACCGACGAGUGCAAGCUCAGAGAUCGCAGCUCCCAUCCAGGUGGCGACUACCGAAAAGCGGAUCUAUCUUCGUCGAUCUCUGGCGGAUACGACGACUGGCGAAGAGGAAAAUGCCAUCAACAAUGACGAGUCGAACGCCUUAAAUGAGGCAGAAGAAGGAUUUGAGGAAGAAAAGAACCUGCAAACACAAGCCCCAACUACUGACACUGUACUCGAAUCCGAAGAAGGGGUUUUUGAUGAACCGGAAGAGAGCAUUGAAACUACACCGACUACUCCACAAGAAACGUCGGACGAGGUUGAAGAAGAAGAACUCGACGAGAAAAACGUGAACUUGACAUCGGCUUCAUCCACGAGCUCGUCUAACGAGUCAUCUGUCAAUGUGGGUGACGCUGAAGAAGAAGACCAAAGCCCUCAAACCCCCGAAGUAAUUACCACAACAACGGUCAAUCUAGAUGAGGAGUUUGGUGAAGCUAUGCGAGAAGAGAACAGUACCGAAGCCCCGAUAAAUUCAGCAACGACGAGUGUUGCUGAAGCGGAGACGAAAUCUGAAGACAAGAGCGUGCAAGCGUCGUCUAGUCGCUCACGGACGGAGGCGGUCUCUUCUACCGAGGCACCAGUUGAGGUGUCUGACACUGAGAAUGAAGAAGAAUCUGAGGAAGAAGAGCAAAACGCUGAAAACCUUACGACGAAUCUAAUAACUGAGACCCCGACGGUCGUUGAAGCCGAGGAACGAGCGAACGGGACCGAAGACAAGAGCGUGCAAACCCCUUCGACUGACGAUCAGACGACGGAUUCAACUGAGGGUGAGGCUGAGGAUGAAGAGGACAGUGAGUCAGAGGACUCUAGCGACGAAGACUCAAGCGACGAGGACUCCGGUGGCGGAGAAUCUAGUGACGAUAUCAAGUCUGACGGCAAUGAAGACAAGGAUGAAGAUGGGAGCGACAAAUUGUUGGACAACGACACGGAGAGUGACUUAGUUGAGGAAAGUGACUUAGUUGAGGAAGGCGGUGAAGGAUCUACACAAUUGCGUUAG
Messenger RNA from Phytophthora infestans T30-4, 1188 nucleotides. RefSeq lists its product as uncharacterized. Bases 1 to 1188 code for a protein of 395 amino acids. Lineage: Eukaryota; Oomycota; Peronosporomycetes; Peronosporales; Peronosporaceae. The record is from RefSeq and is a predicted model, not a curated record. The transcript has a single exon.